Dentiscutata erythropus is the source of this 564-nucleotide messenger RNA. Lineage: Eukaryota; Fungi; Glomeromycota; Glomeromycetes; Diversisporales; Gigasporaceae. The record is from the annotation of a GenBank genome assembly.
AUGUCAAUUGAUCGGUUAGUAAAAGCUUGGAACAAUGUUUCUUGUAAAACAAUUGUUAAUUGUUGGAAGAAGACUAAAAUUUUGUUACCUUCAAUGUUUGAGAAUAUAUUAGUACCAUCUACACUAUUAUCAAAUAGUACUAUGACUGAUAAUAUAAUAAUUAAUUCACAAAAAACUAAAGAAGAAAUCCAAGAUUUAAUAAAUAAAUUACCUUAUAAUAAUAUACUAAAUGCAGAUGAGUAUAUUAACAUUAAUAAUAUAUCUGAAAAUAUAGAUCUAACAAAUAAGAAAAUUGUCAAUAUAAUUCAAGAUAAAAAGAAAACUGAAAUUUUGUUAUAUUCAAUGUUUGAGAAUAUAUUAGUACCAUCUACACUAUCAUUAAAUAGUACUAUUACUGAUGAUAUAAUAAUUAAUUUACAAAAAACUGAAGAAAAAAUCCAAGAUUUAAUAAAUAAAUUACCUUAUAAUAAUAUACUAAAUGCAGAUGAGUAUAUUAAUAUUAAUAAUAUGUCUAGAAAUGUAGAUCUAACAAAUGAGAAAAUUGUUAAUAUAAUUCAAGAUAAA